Panicum virgatum (switchgrass) is the source of this 2069-nucleotide messenger RNA. Its product is annotated as disease resistance protein RGA2-like. The record is from RefSeq and is a predicted model, not a curated record. Lineage: Eukaryota; Viridiplantae; Streptophyta; Magnoliopsida; Poales; Poaceae. Gene Ontology annotation, molecular function: ADP binding. The coding region runs from base 326 to 1867 and encodes 513 amino acids. The transcript has a single exon.
GCAGGCAUAAUCAGCCAACACACAUCAUUACUGAUCCCCGCGUCUUCUUGUUCUUCUUCUUCUACCUGCUAUCGACGUCCCUUCAACGUACGAGACACGGGCCGGCACAAGUCAAGGUCGUAUCUGCAGGCGAGCCAGGGCACAGGCACUUGUUCUGACGUGACAAGUCUCGUCUCUUCUCGUCUCAGAAACCGGUCUUCCCCGGUCGUCGCUUCGCUACCCUCCUCCUCCUCCGACGUCUUUAAACCUAACUUCCCCCACUGAUCGAGCUCAGCUCAUCGUGGAGUGAUCUCUGAUUAAUACUGGUGGCUAGCUGUUCAGUGCCAUGGAGUUCACCAAGGAGGUUGUCGUUCCCGCGGCGCUGUCCGAGAUCCUCGGCCGCAUCUUCUCCUUCCUGUUUGACACCUUCGGCCGGCAGGCGCCCGGCGCCCGGGACGCGCACCGGCGCCGGCUGGAGCAGCUGCUGGGCAACAUCGGCAGCAUGGUCGAGGAGGCCGAGGGCCGCCACAUCACCAACCAGCAGCUGCUCGCCCACCUCAAGGCGCUUACCGUGGGCAUGUACCGCGGCCGCUUCGCGCUCGAGGUGACGGACCUCGACGACGUCAGCAACGCCGACGGCGAGGGCGCCGACGAUGACGACGCUACUGAUGCCGCCACCGCCGCCGCCGCCGCCGCCGUGGGCAAGCGAUCGUUGUCGCUGCGCUCGUCGUUCAACAAGGCAAAGCGUUCCCGCGUCACGAGGUUGAUCUUCGGCGGCGGCGGCGGCGCUGGCGACGACGACGGCGCGGAGAGGCUGGCCACCGCCGUCGAGGAUCUGGAGAGCCUGACGCGCGACUACAUGCGGGAGUUCAUCAUGCUGGUGCAGGGCUACCCCCGGAAGGUGGACCGGCCGGUGCGGACGACGCUGUACAUGGACCGGUGCGUGUUCGGCCGCCACGUCGAGAAGGAGCGCGUCGUCGACUUCCUGCUGCAGCGCGCGCCGGGCGGCCGCGCGCCGUACCUGAGCGUGCUCGCCGUCGUGGGCGCGAAGAAGGUCGGAAAGACCACGCUCGUCAAGCACGCCUGCGACGACGAGCGCGUGCGCGGCCACUUCGCGCGCAUCGAGUGGUUCGAGACGCCCGACGUCGUGCGCCGGGGCGGCCGGCCCGACCAGACCAUGUGGGCGAGCGGCGGGCCGGAGUACCUCGCCGGCGUCCGCCGCAUCCUCGGCGAGCCCCGGUUCGCGGCGGGGCGGUCGCUGCUGGUGUUCGAGGACGCCUGGCCCAUCGACGAGACGGCGUGGAGCGCGCUGGCGGCCUCCCCGAGCGCGCUCGCCGACGGGAGCAAGCUCCUCCUGACGUGCCGCGACGCCGACCUCGGCCGGCUGGGCACGGCGGAGCCGGUGGUGCUCCACGCCCUGCCGCAGGAGGAGUACUGGUACUACUUCAAGGCGUUCGCGUUCGGCGGCGCCGACCCGCGGGAGCACCCGCGGAUCGCGGCGGUGGCGCGGGAGAUCUCCGGGCACCUGGAGCGCACGUUCCUGGACGCGCGGGUGCUGGGCACGCUGCUCCGGGCCAACUUCGACGCCCGGUUCUGGCGGCGGGUGCUCGCCGCCAUCGUCCAGUGCGAGCGCCGGCCGAUGCACGUCGGCGUGCUGCUGGAGCUCCUGCCCGUGAGCGGCAGGCUGCAGUCGUACGGGUACUGCCGGAGCCCGCCCAAGUUCACCGUGCAGGACGUGCUCAGCGCGCGAGCGGGCGGCGGCGGCGGCGGCGACGCGGAGGACGGCUUCACCAUCCAUCUUUGCAGGGAGACCCUGUACAUGGAUCACUGGUACAGCAUCACCUUCAAGAACGAUGGAGCGCCGCCGCCGCCCGUUCUGACGAUCUAGCUUUGCUUAGCUGCGGCGAGUUUGUGUUCUGACACUAUGCUUGUAGCCGUUGUUAGCGAGAAGCACGGAGUAUUACGAGUAACGUAGCAGGAACAAUAGUGGUGGAUCCAUAGAUGCAAGGUUUCUUCCAUAUGAAGAUCACGAACAAAUUCGAUGUCUUAAAGCUCAAAUCUACAUACAAAUUCGAUGUUGUGCUUUGUAA